AUGGUGUCUCUGUGGGGCUCGAGGAAAGACGACCCCGACAGUGCGGAGGCCCAAGGCCAAAAUGCAGAGAACGCCCACGACUUUGAGCAGAAUAGCGAGCAUCAGGAACCGACCGAGCGGACGAGUCUGCUUCCUCGUGAGGAAACCCAUAGGUUUCUGAGUCCAGACGACCCUGCAGUCUCACCCUACAAUUUAUGGAGCGUACGCGCCUUACGAGCCUUUUCACUCUGUGCGCUGGGUAUUAGCUUCGUUUGGUGGACUUUCCUUCUGGUCUCGAUCUUUGUCAGUCCUCCGUUGAUGCACGCCCGCGGGUCGGGCUUCUUCGCUUUCUCUUACACCACGCUUGCGGUCAUCUAUCUUGUGCUUGGCCUGCUGUUCUUCGCCGUCCCUUCGAAGCAGAUGACCAUUUGGGGCGGCAUAUUCUCUCUGAUUCUCCUGGUGAAUAUGAUCAUCAUCAUCUCCGUGCCACGAAUUCGACUCGAGGAAGGAUGGGUGGGUAUUGCCUCGGUCGUUUGGGCGGCGGUUGUAUCCAUGUAUCAAAUUGCCCAGAACAGAGCUGUGACAUGGGGAAAGCGGGAAGAAGAAGAGCGACUAACAGGCCGUGAAGAGACACGCCGUUCCCUGCGUGAAUGGAUGGCCGUCCUGUGCGAAAUGAUCAUACUGAUCAUCAUGGCCAUUGCUGUGGUCCUAUUCACCUCGACUUUGAUUCUCCGCGCUCGUGAUGCUUCACUCGAGCCUCGUGGUCGUCUGUACAGUGUUCACGGAAAUGCAUACAAUGUUCAUCUUGUCUGCAUUGGAAACCGCACGGCGAAUGACCCCGAUCAGCCGACGAUCCUACUCGAAGGGGGCGAAGGCCCCGUCGAGCAUACUUUGCAACCCUUCAUCGAUGACACUUACCAACACGGUGUCAUCAAUCGAUACUGCUACUGGGAUCGUCCAGGACUGGGGUGGUCGGACAAUGCGCCAUCCCCACACUCCGCAGGCAUGUCGGCAGACGUGCUGUCCGAGGCAUUGGCUCUGGCUGACGAAUCUGGGCCUUGGGUCGUCGUAUCCGCCGGCGUCGGCAGUAUAUACUCUCGCCUCUUUGCCAGUCGACACCUGCUCGAAGUGAGUGGUAUUUUCCUCAUCGAUCCUCUCCAUGAGUCGUAUCUUGACGACGUUGGCCAACCGGGCCGAGGCUUCGUGCUGUGGCUUCGCGGAAUCAUUUCCCCUCUGGGGCUGGACCGUCUUGCGGGUGCGAUAAUUCGUGGACGUACCAGAGAAGACAGAACUAUCGGACGUUCUGCUUACCAGACCGGCAAAUUCAUCAAGGCUAAGCUUCAGGAAAAUCUCGUGGCAGUCACGAUGACCGCCGCGGAAGUCCAGUCCGCCCGUCAUAUCCAGAUGGGUGAGACUCCGCUUGUAGUUGUGAGCUCUGGCCAGAAGAUUCUUCAGGACUCUCACUGGGCUGCGCGUCAAGAGGAUCUUUCUCAUAUUACGAACAAUCUCCUCUCAUGGGAUGUUGUCCAUGACGCACCACACGAAGUGUGGACCAACGGCGAAGGACGACAAGUCCUGGAGAAGCGCUUGCGCGAGAUGGUGGAUGCUAGCCGGGCACAUCGAUGA
This is a messenger RNA of Penicillium argentinense, 1605 nucleotides long. Its product is annotated as DUF2417 domain-containing alpha/beta hydrolase. The record is from RefSeq and is a predicted model, not a curated record. The transcript has 2 exons. The coding region runs from base 1 to 1605 and encodes 534 amino acids. NCBI's taxonomy places the organism in Eukaryota, Fungi, Ascomycota, Eurotiomycetes, Eurotiales, Aspergillaceae.